AUGCCUGACUCUGCCUACGACUCCAUCUUCGUCACGGCCCUUCGCAAGUCAUACAACAGCUUUGAACUUCUCGAGUCUAUUGUCAAUCUCAGAGUUGGAGACGAGCAAGUUCCUGCUCAUAGACUUCUACUGGAAACGGCAUCAGAGGUCUUCCGUGCUGCAUUUGGUGGCAACUGGAAUAACGCGGCCACUGGUCAAUAUGCAAUCGAAGGUCAUUCCAAGGACGUCGCGGUCACCAUGAUAAAGCAUAUCUACGGCUCUGAAUUGCGUGGCAUCGAAGGCCAUACCGAAGAUGAGAAUAUCAGGUUUCUCUUGGAUGUCUAUAUGAUCGGUGAAGAGUAUCUGAUUACCUCUUUGCAAAUCGAAGUGAUCCGCAAGAUCAAAGACUUGUUAGGGAGACUGCAUGGCAUGGAAGACGAUAGGCCACUAGAAUGA
Molecule: messenger RNA, 435 nt
Organism: Aureobasidium vineae
Lineage: Eukaryota; Fungi; Ascomycota; Dothideomycetes; Dothideales; Saccotheciaceae
Source: the annotation of a GenBank genome assembly